GCACCGGCUUGGCGUCGUCUCGGUGGCUGCCAGCGGGCAACGGCCCGGCCUGGCCGUGAGCUGCUCGUUGGACUCGACGUUGCGUUUCUGGGACACUUUCAAAGGAGAGAAACUAGGUUUGGGUGACCUCAAGGCUGGAAUGGGGGAGGCGUGGACGGUGGCAUGGUCGUCUACAUCGCCCUUGGUGGCUUCUGGGACGCAACGGGGAUGCGUCAAUUUGUGGGACGUAGGGGGUUUGGAAAAGGACGGCGUGGCGGUGCUGCCCUCGGCGCCUUCCAUGACCUUACGCACGCAGGCUCCCAAGGGCGGUGGGAAGGAGGGCGGGAAGGAGGGCGGGAGGCAG
Nannochloropsis gaditana CCMP526 is the source of this 343-nucleotide messenger RNA. RefSeq lists its product as uncharacterized. The annotation marks the transcript as partial. The record is from RefSeq and is a predicted model, not a curated record. The transcript has a single exon. Gene Ontology annotation, molecular function: protein binding.